AAUACGCAAUUAGUCUACAGCGAUUUGAAGCUUGACGUAUUAUUAUUAGAAAUGGAUGCUUUUCUUAAAGGAGGUAGCUUUAAAUCCAAGGCUGCAGCGUCUUCAACAGGAGGAUCCACUAAACAGAGACAAGUUCCUUGGGUUGAAAAAUACCGACCCAGGACUGUCGAUGAAGUGGCUUAUCAAGAUGAGGUUGUUGCUGUUCUUAAGAAAUCGUUACAAGGAGCAGAUCUUCCUAACAUGCUAUUCUAUGGACCCCCGGGUACAGGCAAAACAUCUACCAUUUUGGCUGCAUCAAGAGAACUGUUUGGUACUGACAUGUAUCGGAGCCGUGUUCUGGAACUGAACGCCUCCGAUGAACGAGGAAUCCAGGUCGUUCGAGACAAGGUCAAGAAGUUUGCUCAGACAGCAGCAGGUGGAAUAAGACCAGAUGGGAAACCCUGCCCUCCAUUCAAGAUCAUCAUAUUGGAUGAGGCUGAUUCAAUGACCUAUGAUGCUCAGGCUGCCCUCAGAAGAACAAUGGAGAAACAAUCCAAAAACACAAAGUUCUGCCUCAUCUGUAACUACAUCAGCAGAAUUAUUGAGCCUCUGACAUCCCGCUGCUCCAAGUUUCGCUUCAAACCUCUCAGUAAACCCAUCCAGGGGAAGAAGCUGAGAGAGAUCUGUGAAGCGGAGAACAUCAACUGUGGCGAAGAGGCCUUGGAAGCCAUUUUGAAGUUGUCAGAGGGAGAUAUGAGGAAAUCUAUCACCUUCCUUCAGAGCGUUCAUCGUCUUCAACGAGAAGAUGGCAUCCGAGUAGAAGAUGUUUAUGAGAUUGCAGGGGUGAUCCCAGACAAGAUGAUAGACGAUCUGAUUCAGGCCUGCUACGGCGGAUCGUAUGAAAAGCUUGACGAGAAGGUCCAAGAACUACUCCAAGGUGGCUACUCGGCUUCACAGGUCGUCAACCAGAUCUUUGACAUCAUAGUGGACAGAGGUGAGCUGACCGAUAAACAGAAAUCUGCCAUCGCUGAGCGUCUCGCUGUCAUCGACAAACGGCUGUGUGACGGAGCAGACGAGGGCUUGCAAAUCAUGGAUCUGUUCACAUUGACCAUGGAUCAGUUCUGCACUGUACAGAAUUAGGACAUCUUUAGGGCUGUAUGUGAAUGGAUUACAACUAGUUCUGGACAUUGUGAUGUAUAUCUACAACAUCUAUGUGCAGAUGAUUGUAUACAUUGCUCAUGGAGCUGUAUCCCAUUUUGGAAAAUCUUUUGAAGGGCAGUGUAGAGAACACUAAUCGUUGUGAAAUGUUAUUUUAAAACCAUGACACACCUUGAUAAAUCUCACACUAAUCAUGUUGCAUUGUUGUCCAUCAAAAUAUACUCUUGCAUUUUCAAGAGAACCAAACAGUCACAUAGCUUGUAGUAAUGAAUGGCUAUUCACAGAAUGCCAAACGGGUAUUUGCUAUAUCACAUGUUCAUGAAAUGUUUUGCUAUUCCGCACACCGUCACUAAUAAGAUCUCACUUUUGAAAGCUUAUCUUAAAAAUGUAGAUUGGAAGCAUAAAAUACUUUCCAUUCCUGGAAAUGUAAGAUCACUUAUCUUGCAAGUAAAUCAUAUUUCAUGUAGAGCUAUGAGCUUCAGUCUGUCUAAAGAAAAUAUUGUGUUGUGAUCAUGGCAUUAUAUUGUGAAAGAAACUUUCCAGAAGCAGUUAGGAAAGCUAUAUUUAUGUAUUGGUGUAUAUUGCUAUGUUUUGGAAUCGUCAAGAUGAUAAGAAGUUGACCUAAUCUUGCUUCAAAAUCCUGUGCCCUGACUGAACACCAAAAUGUGUGAAUGGGGCUACACACACAUGAAAGUUUGGUCCAAACCUCUCAGCUAUUUCCCAUCAUAUUUUGCAUAUAAAGAGCAAUUAUUUUCACUUUGUCAGGUGACGUUUGUACUUGGGGUACAAAUAUGAUAUUCUUCCAAACUAUCUCAUGGAGUACUUGACUUUUGUGACAUGGGUCGCAAUAGUCUUCCUGGAGAGAAAGAUAUAAGAGGAAGAGAGAGAGAGAGUGAGAGAGAGAGAGA
This is a messenger RNA of Strongylocentrotus purpuratus (purple sea urchin), 2045 nucleotides long. Its product is annotated as replication factor C subunit 4. The record is from RefSeq and is a predicted model, not a curated record. Bases 52 to 1119 code for a protein of 355 amino acids. Gene Ontology annotation, cellular component: nucleus; DNA replication factor C complex. The transcript is spliced from 11 exons. Gene Ontology annotation, molecular function: ATP binding; ATP hydrolysis activity; DNA clamp loader activity. NCBI's taxonomy places the organism in Eukaryota, Metazoa, Echinodermata, Echinoidea, Camarodonta, Strongylocentrotidae. Gene Ontology annotation, biological process: DNA repair; DNA-templated DNA replication.